Messenger RNA from Callithrix jacchus (white-tufted-ear marmoset), 8289 nucleotides. RefSeq names its product potassium voltage-gated channel subfamily C member 4 (gene KCNC4). NCBI's taxonomy places the organism in Eukaryota, Metazoa, Chordata, Mammalia, Primates, Cebidae. The record is from RefSeq and is a predicted model, not a curated record. Gene Ontology annotation, molecular function: delayed rectifier potassium channel activity; protein binding. Gene Ontology annotation, cellular component: dendrite membrane; presynaptic membrane; postsynaptic membrane. Gene Ontology annotation, biological process: protein homooligomerization; action potential; potassium ion transmembrane transport.
UACCCUAACCCCAACCACCUGUGCGCCGGAGAAACCCAACUCCUCCCGCUCCGCGUCCCUGGGGGGGUAGGCAGGGGCAGGGCCACGCCGCAGAGGGGGCCGCCGCCGCCGCCUCCUGCCUCCUUCUCGUCUCCUCCCCUCCCCCCGUCUGACGCUACCUCCUCGGGAAGGGUGUUUGGAGGGCAGCGGCCGCCCCAAGCCGGAGCCCCGCAGCGCUUCUUAUGAUCAGCUCGGUGUGUGUCUCCUCCUACCGCGGGCGCAAGUCGGGGAACAAGCCGCCAUCCAAAACAUGUCUGAAGGAGGAGAUGGCCAAGGGCGAGGCGUCGGAGAAGAUCAUCAUCAACGUGGGUGGCACGCGACAUGAGACCUACCGCAGUACCCUGCGCACCCUACCGGGAACCCGCCUCGCCUGGCUGGCCGACCCCGACGGCGGGGGCCGGCCGGAGACCGAUGGCGGCGGUGCGGGCAGCAGUGGCAGCAGCGGCGGCGGGGGCUGCGAGUUCUUCUUCGACAGGCACCCGGGCGUCUUCGCCUACGUCCUCAACUACUACCGCACCGGCAAGCUGCACUGCCCCGCCGACGUGUGCGGGCCGCUCUUCGAGGAGGAGCUCACCUUCUGGGGCAUCGACGAGACCGACGUGGAGCCCUGCUGCUGGAUGACCUACCGGCAGCACCGCGACGCCGAGGAGGCGCUCGACAUCUUCGAGAGCCCGGACGGAGGCGGCAGCGGCGCGGGGCCCAGCGACGAGGCCGGCGACGAUGAGCGGGAGCUGGCCCUGCAGCGACUGGGCCCCCACGAGGGAGGCGCAGGCCAUGGCGCCGGGUCUGGGAGCUGCCGCGGCUGGCAGCCCCGCAUGUGGGCGCUCUUCGAGGAUCCCUACUCCUCCCGGGCGGCUAGGGUAGUGGCCUUUGCCUCUCUCUUCUUCAUCCUGGUCUCCAUCACCACCUUCUGUCUGGAGACCCAUGAGGCCUUUAAUAUCGACCGCAACGUGACGGAGAUCCUCCGCGUGGGGAACAUCACCAGCGUGCACUUCCGGCGGGAGGUAGAGACGGAGCCCAUCCUGACCUACAUCGAGGGUGUGUGCGUGCUGUGGUUCACGCUGGAGUUUCUGGUGCGCAUCGUGUGCUGCCCCGACACGCUGGACUUCAUCAAGAACCUGCUCAACAUCAUCGACUUUGUAGCCAUCCUGCCCUUCUACCUGGAGGUGGGGCUGAGCGGCCUGUCUUCCAAGGCGGCCCGCGACGUGCUGGGCUUCCUGCGUGUGGUGCGCUUCGUGCGCAUCCUGCGUAUCUUCAAGCUCACACGCCACUUCGUGGGGCUGCGUGUGCUGGGCCACACCCUGCGGGCCAGCACCAAUGAGUUCCUGCUGCUUAUCAUCUUCCUGGCCCUGGGCGUGCUCAUCUUUGCCACCAUGAUCUACUACGCUGAGCGCAUCGGGGCCAGGCCCUCCGACCCUCGGGGCAAUGACCACACUGACUUCAAGAACAUCCCCAUUGGCUUCUGGUGGGCUGUGGUCACCAUGACGACACUGGGCUAUGGGGACAUGUACCCCAAGACGUGGUCAGGCAUGCUGGUGGGGGCGCUGUGUGCGCUGGCCGGCGUGCUCACCAUUGCCAUGCCGGUGCCUGUCAUUGUCAACAACUUCGGCAUGUACUACUCCCUGGCCAUGGCCAAGCAGAAGCUGCCCAAGAAACGGAAGAAGCACGUGCCACGGCCGGCCCAGCUGGAGUCACCCAUGUACUGCAAGUCUGAGGAGACCUCCCCCCGGGACAGCACCUACAGUGAUACCAGCCCCCCUGCCCGGGAAGAGGGUAUGAUGGAGAGGAAACGGGCAGACUCUAAGCAGAAUGGCGAUGCCAACGCGGUGCUGUCUGAUGAGGAGGGAGCUGGCCUCACCCAGCCCCUGGCCUCCUCCCCUACCCCCGAGGAGCGCCGGGCCCUGCGACGGUCCACCACUCGAGACAGAAACAAGAAGGCAGCUGCCUGCUUCCUGCUCAGCGCUGGGGACUAUGCCUGCGCCGAUGGUAGUGUCCGGAAAGGUGGGAUGAUAAUUACAUGAGAAAGAGGAUGGAUGGGUCCUUUGGAACUCCUGAAGCGCCGCUGAAGGUAAGGGGCUAACAUUCUUCCGACUUUCUCUCGUGGACUUGGGUGUUCCUUCAGAGUCAGAGGGCAUUAACCCCGACACAGCAGUGGAUCAGAGCAACCCCUAGAGGUAAGGGCCUUUUUGAAUCACUCACAUUUUACAGGCGAGGAAACCGAGAGUAAUUUGAUGGAGAUCUCACAGAUAGAUUUCACAGGCCAAUUUUGACCCUGCUUCUACACUGGUUCUGUGGCCAGACACAGCCACAGUGAGGAGCCGGCCCCUUGGCACCAGCACCACCGCUAGCGUCGAUUCCUGUCCACACCAGACCGCUAUUUCUGGCUCCACUGGCUUUGCCACUUGUGAGCUGCGUGACCUUGGCCAAAUGACUUAACCUCUCUAAGCAUGGUCUGUGAAUUGGUGAUAAUGAUACAUCUUUAGAUUUUGCCCAGAGGAGUAAAUGGAGGUGGAAUAUGUGAAGCAGCUCUAGACCCAGGCAGGAAACGGUGCUCAGUGUGUGUCCUUCCCCAUUGACACUGAGAGACCCUGCCCUGGCAGGCAUGGCAUGCACAGCAGAAGCACUAGAAGCCCUUUUUCAGAGGGAUUGAGAGGGUGGAGGCAGGUCCAGCUCGAGGUAAGGCCUUGGGACACCAGUGCUCAUGAAACAACUCACUUCAUGCCCAUUUCCCCCUUGAUGACCCGGAAACAGUAGCACCUGUAUGUUUGCUUCCUGAAGCAGUGAGAGGCCAGAGGGAAAUGCACACAGCUGCUUACUCGAAAGUCUGCUCCCUGUGUGUGGGCGCCUUGGCCCCACCUUCCAUUCCUCUCUCUCCCCUCCCCCAGGGCCCAGGGCCAGGAGCCACCCCUAAGUCCUUUCUACACACACCUGUGAGCUGCUGGGAAUGGAUUCAAGGAGGCAGGGAGGUGAGAGGAAGCACAGGGGAACACUGAAAGCAGGAUCUCAGAAGGGGAAGAGGAGGAGAAGGAGGGGGACAGGGAGAGUGGCAGAGAGAGGAGCAGGAGCCUCAGAGCCAGCCGGGAGAGAAAAAGCAGGCAGGGAAGGGGGAGGGACUGCGCCCGGCUGUGGGCAGAGGCUGCGGGGCCUAAAAUGAACUGAACAGGCUGGAAAUAGAACAGCUGGGCAAACCCCAAACGCUCUGUUUGGGUGUCUGCUGAGUGAGCACGUGAAUGAGCAGAACAGGGCAACAAUGCAAGGAAGAGGUGGCACAUUUCACCCUGGAGAUAGGUCAGAACAAAAGGCAUGUAUUCCAGUCCAGCACAGAUUAGUCGGGGAUUUUCUUCCGCAAUGUUUUCUUUAGGUAAUCAUUAUUUUUAACAGGCUGGUUUGGUGGUGGGAUUAGCCUGACGCCACCCCAUCGUUGGCAGGUGGAAGGUUUGGGUUUCUUUGAGACCAAGACCACUCUGGGUUCUUAUUUUAACUGUGGAUGCCACUGGUUUGGGGAGAAGAGGUCUUAAUCCACUUUCCAAUUGGAGGCUUAGGAAUCUAAGCUGUGUAAUGGAAUACCAUCUCCCUUAUUAGAACAAACCCUAACUCGGGUGCGGUGGCACACGUCUGGAGUCCCAGCUACUCAACCGGCUGAGACGGGAGGAUGGCUUGAGCCCAGGAGUUUGAGGUUACAGGGCAUGAUGAUGGCACCUCUAAAUUAGUCAUAGCACUGCAGCCUCGGCAACAUAGCGAGACUAUGUCUAAAAAUAAAAAAUAAAAAGAAAGAACAAAAAGUUCAGUUCCAGGACGGGGCAGGACUAGCCUGGGGGGCCCUGCCUCUCUCAGCUCACAGAGCCUCGCCAUGCCUCACACACACCAACGCACUUCGCCCUGGGAGGUGCCCAGGCCACCUGUGGUUCUGCCCUGGGCUGGUUCCUUCCCUGAUCACCAGCAGCACCACCUCUCUGAUUCUGCCCCCAACCCCUGACACACAAUAUGAAGAACUUUCAGUCUAGAAAUUAGACAUGGGACCAGCAGAGGCUAUGAAGAUAACUGGAGCCACGUGGCCCCGAUGGCUGCCAUUUAGCUCAAUCCGAGGCAUCCACGCUGUGGGGGGUUUGCUCCAUCGCUGAUUUCUCUAGAAUUCAAUUCAGCUGUACAUGAGACCAAAUGUGGACAGGAAUUAGGGGGCCUGAACUCUAGCCUCGCUUCCGCCAUGGGCUGUGCAGUCUGGCAACUUGCUUAACCUGGCUGAGCUGCAGUUCCCCAUUUGGGAUAAAAUUAGGGAUAACACUGCCCACCUCCGAGGGUUCACGCAAAGCUCCAAUAGAUCCUGUACCCCACCUACUUAGCUCAAUAACUUGACAUUUCAUAAGGUUUAAUUUCCUUCCUCUCUUCCUUCUUUUCUGGAUGAGCUCUGAGAACCUUUCCCAAUUCAAUAGGUAGAUUCCACUACAGAACCUUUGAGGAAAGCUAAAUUGGGGAGAAAAGGAAUAUAGGCUAGCCCACAGCCUCCCCAUGAGGGGCUGGGGCUGGAGGGGUAGGUCUGGCAGAGGAGAGAAGGGGAGAGAUGAGUGAUCAGAGGGUCUCAACCUAAGUGCUGGUGCCUUCUAUGGCAGAGGCGACUGAACCUAUAUGUGGUAUUUGGAUCACAGCUGAUAUUCAGACUGGAUUUUGGCUUUAAUGAAAUAUUUGACAUUUUGUGGAGCUCAGUUUUAAACAUGAGGCUGAGAGCUGGCAGAUCUAUGUCCAUUUAGGACCAUUCCCCAAGUUUUAACUCAGUUUCCUCUGCUGCUCUGGGCUUCAGUGCUCUCUGCUCUUCCUGUCAUCAGAAGGCAUUCACAUGAAGUCCCUGCUGGUGAUCAGUUAAUGGCAAGAAGCGUCAGAAGCAAGAAGACUUAUCUCUAAGGAGAUCAGGCCAGAGUUUUCAACUGGGUAGUUAUCCUGCACUUGGUGAUUGUACAACCCUAAGUGGAAAUAGGACCCUAAAGUCCACUCUCUUCCAAGACAAGUCACAGCAGCCAUAAGGAAGCUGAUUUAAGACCCUUCAGUUCUGCUUCCGUAAUGCACCCCCAACAGAGCUGGCUUGACUAUGGAACCAUCCCGAAAGCUUUCCUUCUCCACACUGCCUCUUCUCUUCCUGUUAGGCAAGGGCUCUUGGCCUGAAGAAACUUGCCCAGUGCACGUAUCUUGUCUUCAGGUUGAACUAGAAGUUCACCAAGUCAGUUUCCUCUUUCUGACAUGGAGAGGGUGGGGAUCAAGGAGGAUGUUUCAGAGGACGAAGGAGUUCUUGGCUCUUCGUACUAUCUGUGCCUGUUCCAGCUCUAGCUGCCCUUGUUUGACCUGCUUCUUGCAGGAGGUAGAGACCAGCAUCGUAGGGAAUGCCCACGAAGUACUCCAGGCUUCUCGGAUAUAAAGGGCAGAAAAAUCAAAGCUGGCUCUUACCUCCAUCCAGAUGGAGGGGGAUAAAAAUAGUCCAAGCCCAUUUCUUGCCUCACUUGUCCAGUGGCUAAGUUAAUGCCAAACUGGGAUUUCUCUGACCUCCUGUCAACCCGACCUCAAGGCUGCCAGAGUAUCAGCUACUAAAUCACCAAUCUAUGGAAGUCAUCUUGUAGCCUGUUUCAGAUCCCUGAAGGAGCCCUUAAUCCAUGCUGACUUCAGAAGCCACCUUGCACCCUCUACCUGUAUUUGGGAAUCACCUCUAUCCCUUGGUGCCCAGAAAAUAUUUUUAGCUACCGAUGAUGACUCAGACUUCAUCCCUAUUUACAACUGGGGUGAUGAGAGUAGAGAGUUGGAAAAGAUUCCACCAGCCACAGGUCUAACAGCUCCUUGAACGAGUUUGCUAAAAGACAAGACUGGUCAUGCCUUUCCUUUUCUGAAAAGUCUUCUCUGACUCCCUGCUAGAUAAAGGGGAGAUGCCUCAGCGUGGCUUCCCAGAACCUUCACCAUCUGGUCCCAGCCUCUCUUUUGGGCCUCAGUCAGUCCCUGCCACACACUCGGAUUCCAAUCUCAUACACACAGGAGUGUUUGAAUGUGUGCACUUUCCUGCGUUGGGUCACACGCUUCCCUGUGCUUGGAGUGUCCCCUCCCUUCCUCCACCUUGUGAACCUGCUCAUCCUUUGUGAAGUCUUUUCUUUCUUUUCUUUUUUUUUCGGUACACAUUUAUUGGGUACAAGUGCAACUUUGUCACAUGCAUAGAUUGCACGUAGUAACAUCAGGGCUUUUAGGGUGUCGGUCACUCAAAUAACAUACAUUGUACCCAUGAAGUAAUUUCUCAUGACCCACCCCUCUCCUGCCCUCUCUCCCUCUGAGCCUCCAUUGUCUGCCAUUCCACUCUCUAUAUCCAUGUGUGCACAUUUUUAAGCUCCAACUUAUGAGUGAGAACAUGAGAUAUUUGUCUUUCUGUGUCUAACUUAUUUCACCUCUUGUUCCAUCUAUGUUGCUACAAAAGACAUAAUUUCGUUCUUUUUGUGGCUGCAUGGUAUUCCAUGUGUAUGCGUAUCACGUUUUCUUUAUCUACUAAUUAUCUGUUGGUGGGCAGGGCAUUUAGGUUGAGUCCAUGUCUUUGCUCUAAAUAAUACUGCAAUAAACAUAUGAGUGCAGGUAUCUUUUUUUUUUUUUUAAACCCAGGGUCUAGCUCUGUCACCGAGAGAGACUGGAGUGCAAUGGUGCCAUCACGAGGUCUAGCUCUGUCAGUCACCGAGAGAGACUGGAGUGCAAUGGUGCCAUCACGAGGUCUAGCUCUGUCACCGAGAGAGACUGGAGUGCAAGGGUGCCAUCACGAGGUCUAGCUCUGUCAGAGAGACUGGAGUGCAAUGGUGCCAUCACGAGGUCUAGCUCUGUCAGUCACCGAGACUGGAGUGCAGUGGUGCCAUCAUGAGGUCUAGCUCUGUCACCGAGAGAGACUGGAGUGCAAUGGUGCCAUCACGAGGUCUAGCUCUGUCACCGAGAGAGACUGGAGUGCAAUGGUGCCAUCACGAGGUCUAGCUCUGUCACUGAGAGAGACUGGAGUGCAAUGGUGCCAUCACGAGGUCUAGCUCUGUCACCGAGAGAGACUGGAGUGCAAUGGUGCCAUCACGAGGUCUAGCUCUGUCACCGAGAGAGACUGGAGUGCAAUGGUGCCAUCACGAGGUCUAGCUCUGUCAGAGAGACUGGAGUGCAAUGGUGCCAUCACAAGGUCUAGCUCUGUCACCGAGAGAGACUGGAGUGCAAUGGUGCCAUCACGAGGUCUAGCUCUGUCACCGAGAGAGACUGGAGUGCAAUGGUGCCAUCACAGCUUACUGCAGCUUUGACCUCUCAGGCCCAAGUGAUCCUCUUCUGAGUAGCUGGGACCACAGGGACAUGCCACCAUGCCUGGCUAAUUUUUAAUUUUUGUAGAGAUGGGGUGUUGCUAUGUUACCCAGGCUGAUCUGGAGCUUCUGUGCUUCGGCAAUCUGCCUUAGCCUCCCAAAGUGUAGGGAUUACAGGUGUGAGCCACCGGCCCUGGCCUUUCUUUUGGAUACGUUGAUUUCUUUUAUGAAGUUUUUCCUUCCCCUUUCCCUUUCCCCUUCCCUUUUCCUUCCAAGACAGAAUCUGGCUCUGUCACCCAGGCUGGAGUGCAGUGGCGUGACGCGGCUCACUGCAACCUCUGCCUUCUGGGUUCAAGCAAUUCUUCUGCCCAAACGUCCCAAGUAGCUGGGACUACAGGCGUGCACCACCACGUCCAGCUAGUUUUCGUAUUUUUAGUAGAGACGGGGUUUCUCCAUGUUGGUCAGGCUGGUCUUGAACCCCUGACCUUGUGAUCCACCUGCCUCAGCCUCCUAAAGUGCUGGGAUUACAGGUAUAAGCCACCGCGCCGGACCUUGUGAAGUCUCUUCUAAUCUACCUUGUCCCGCCAGCAGAAUGUCUUGUUCCUCAGCCAGUGACAUACCUUUACAAGAGCAUUUGUUGCACUAGAUGUUUACUCAACUGCUUUCCACAGGCCUUUUCAAGCCUCAUAGAUUAGACUCUCCUUUCCUUUAGUCCUGGCCAACUAGAUCACAGGGAUCUGUGUAGCUAUGGUAGGAAAAAUGAUCCAAAAUAUAGCUGUGGCCUAGAGGAUGCCUGCAUGUUCCUUCAAUACCAUACUGAGGCUUUGUCUGACAUAAAGAUUACUAAUUCUCUAAAAGUGUGCUGUCAACAGAUGGCUAUUGAACACUUGAAAUGUGGCUAGUGCUCUUGUCAAAAUGACAGUAUUUUGAAUGUGUUGGGUUAAAGAAAUUAUUAAAAUGAAUUUCACCUGUU